GCAAUUUGGAAUUCAGAGAAUUGGGCCCGUGGCCCCGGCACCUGACCGAGCGCCAUGGGUCUUAUGAAAAUCCUGAGGUCAUGGGUCGCAAAGUUGUAUACUUGUCUUCACGCCAUGUUCCACCAAAAAGUUUUUGACUUCGCUCUGUACCCAUUGACUUGGAGAGGAAAAUGAAGCAAGAGGAGAAGGCACUGUGGCAUGCAUUUUGGUCUUUUUGUGGCCGUGUCUUGCCGAAAGUAUGUUUAAGUCAGGAGAUCCGCCUGCUGAUGUUGGGCCUGGACAAUGCAGGCAAGACUACAAUCUUGAAGAAGUUCAAUGGAGAGCCGGUGGAUACGAUCUCCCCCACGUUGGGCUUCAACAUAAAAACAGUGGAGUACGAAGGCUACAAGCUUAACAUCUGGGAUGUUGGUGGCCAAAGAACGAUCCGAAGUUAUUGGAGGAAUUACUUCGAGGCCACCGACGGCUUGAUUUGGGUUGUUGAUUCUGCAGAUAGGCAACGGCUUGAGGACUGCAAGCAAGAGCUGGAAAGGCUGUUGCAGGAGGAGCGGCUAGCAGGUGCUACUCUUCUGAUCUUUGCGAACAAGCAGGAUCUUCCAGGGGCAAUGAACGCUUCUGAAAUUCGGGAUUUCUUGCAACUUGACCAGAUCAAAAGACGUCACUGGUGUAUUUUGGCCUGCUCGGCAUACACCGGUGAGGGCCUUUUGGAAGGAGUGAAGUGGCUAGUUGCAGACAUUUCUUCGAGGAUAUUCUGUCUGGAUUAAUCGAUCCGGUGAAAA
Messenger RNA from Durusdinium trenchii, 776 nucleotides. NCBI's taxonomy places the organism in Eukaryota, Dinophyceae, Suessiales, Symbiodiniaceae. The record is from the annotation of a GenBank genome assembly.